UAUCAAUCAUGUCUAAGGAUGUCGAAAAAACAUAUUUGCACUUUACAAGUAUCAUCAACUACAUCUCAUCUAGUAACAACCCGACUUAAGAAUUGGUAACUUUAAAGCUAGAGAUUUUACAGUUUGACAAUUUAAAACUGUGUAAAUUACACAAAAUAUCGAAAUGGCAUUUACUCCAGUUAAUCCGUAUCAACUUCAAACGGUUCUUUGCACCAUGGAAAAACGACUUCCGAAAUCCGCAAAGGAAUACAACUUGGUCAAAAUGUCACUUCGAGGUUUUUUCCCACCAUCGGUCACGAAUCGUAUUUUUGCCUACAAGGACAUUAUCGAGGAAGAUGUCCCUUGGUCGACCGCAUUUAUUGUGAUUAUCCAAUAUCGGAAAAUAUAUGACGAUAACGCAGUCAUCCUUUCCAUUCCUUCCUCUCCAACUGACACCAUGUUAGAGGCCUUAGAAUCCAUAAUUAAUUGGAAUGGUCCCAUCACAUUUGCAGAAAUUGAGGACAAAUAUACUCCCACUAUUCUACACAUGAGUGCGAAAUAUGGUACUUCCGUAGUAGGAUGCAGUUGCCAAUUUUCCUCUAUUAUGGAAAAAGAUGCCACUAAAAUUACCAAUAUUUCUUCUGAACUUCCAAACAAGGUCCGUGUGACUCAGCUAUCCGUCUCUGACACCAAAUUUGUUUCGGAAAAUCGUAAAUUUUCGACAUUUGAGUUUACGGCCGAUGAAAUACAGCAUUUUGGUGGGGCUGGAGUUUAUGUGGAUUCGGAGUUAGUGAGUUGUGCCUUAAUGAGUGGAAUUGGUUCAAUUAAUGGAUUAUGGACCGACGUGAACGAGAGAGGGAAAGGAUAUGCUGAGCUGGCGAUGCGUAAAGUGAUCGAAAUGGCGACCAAAAAAGGUCUCCUGCCAAAUGUGCAGGUUGAGCCUUACAACUUAAGCUCGCAAAGGUUGAUGGAAAAAUUAGGAUUUAAAGUCUCGCAUUUGGUUGACAUUAUCUUUUUUAAGCCGUUUGAACUACAAAUAAAUAAUUGUCCUAAGCAUUACUGUGCAAUUAAUUACAAUUAGUAAUAUUAGCAUUGGUUGUUUUACGUAAUAGGAACUUUGACAAAUGCUUUAGACACAAUUUAUGUAUAACUAAAUAUUUUUGCAUCAUUGUGUAAUUCAGUUGAAUUUGGAUGGUGCGGUGAUAAAUAAAAGUGACUAAUUAUAAAAUUAUCUAAAUGUUGACAAAUAAAUACAUGAAGUUAAUGGGAUACAAUUA
This is a messenger RNA of Folsomia candida, 1256 nucleotides long. RefSeq lists its product as uncharacterized. Gene Ontology annotation, molecular function: glycine N-acyltransferase activity. The transcript is spliced from 3 exons. Lineage: Eukaryota; Metazoa; Arthropoda; Collembola; Entomobryomorpha; Isotomidae. Gene Ontology annotation, cellular component: mitochondrion. The coding region runs from base 164 to 1060 and encodes 298 amino acids. The record is from RefSeq and is a predicted model, not a curated record.